Messenger RNA from Empidonax traillii (willow flycatcher), 2668 nucleotides. RefSeq names its product ankyrin repeat and SOCS box containing 7 (gene ASB7). The record is from RefSeq and is a predicted model, not a curated record. The transcript is spliced from 5 exons. Gene Ontology annotation, molecular function: protein binding. NCBI's taxonomy places the organism in Eukaryota, Metazoa, Chordata, Aves, Passeriformes, Tyrannidae. Gene Ontology annotation, biological process: intracellular signal transduction. Bases 617 to 1573 code for a protein of 318 amino acids.
CAAAAAAUUUAGGGGGAAAAAAAAAAAGGUGAACGACUGAUCAUCUAUGCAAAAAAAACAAGGCUAGAAAUGUGAUCAAAUUAGGUCAUGGCAGUGCAGUUUUGUGCAGGGCUGGGAGCAUUUCUGAAGACCUUGUCUUGCUUUAUCUUGGGAAGCAAAGCUCUCGGAAAAUGCGCAUGAGAGGGAUGAAAAGAGCUUUUUUUUUUUUUUCAUCCUCCUCUUUGAGCCACCGUCAGGAAAGCACAAUUUCGUGUUGCAUUAAAGUGGCAGAAAUUUUUCACUUAAGCUAAAAGCUGCCCCCUUCACGUUUAACUGCUCUGCUUGCAGAAGGAACGAGGCACAGUUGGGUUUGUGUGAUCUGCUGUACAAUUAAGGUUUAAUGGGUUUAUUGUUUGUUGGAUUGUGGUGCUCACGCAGGGCAGGACGAGGGGCCUGGCACUGAAAGCUGCAGCCAAAGGAAAGGAAAGGGGUAGCAGGUUGUUUGACACACAUGGGCACAGAAGAUUAUGAACAGUGAAGACAAUGAAGAGUGGGACAUCCAUCAAAGAGUAGCAACCUCUUACAAGGUGACGGGUGUGCCCUCAUGAGGCUCCUGUAGCAGCCAGAUCCAGCUAGGAUGUUACACCACCACUGCCGGCGGAACCCUGAGCUACAGGAGGAGCUGCAGAUCCAGGCUGCGGUGGCCGCCGGCGAUGUCCACACCGUGCGCAAGAUGCUGGAGCAGGGAUAUUCCCCCAACGGCCGGGAUGCCAACGGCUGGACUCUGCUUCACUUCUCUGCAGCGAGAGGGAAGGAGAGAUGUGUCCGUGUUUUUCUUGAGCAUGGAGCCGAUCCCACGGUGAAGGACCUGAUCGGAGGUUUCACGGCGCUGCACUACGCGGCCAUGCACGGCCGGGCGCGGAUCGCGCGCCUGAUGCUGGAAUCCGACUACAGGAGUGACAUCAUCAACGCCAAGAGCAACGACGGGUGGACUCCCCUGCAUGUCGCAGCCCACUACGGCAGGGACUCGUUUGUCAGGCUCCUCCUGGAGUUCAAGGCUGAGGUUGAUCCGCUCAGCGACAAAGGUACUACCCCACUCCAGCUGGCCAUUAUCCGGGAGAGGUCGAGCUGUGUGAGAAUCCUCCUGGACCACAAUGCCAACAUCGACAUUCAGAACGGUUUCCUGUUGCGAUACGCUGUGAUCAAAAGCAAUCACUCCUACUGCCGAAUGUUCCUCCAGAGAGGGGCCGACACAAACUUGGGGCGCUUGGAAGACGGACAGACACCCUUACACUUGUCUGCUCUUAGAGAUGAUGUGCUCUGUGCACAGAUGUUGUAUAAUUACGGAGCAGACACUAACACAAGGAACUAUGAAGGACAGACCCCACUGGCUGUUUCAAUAAGUAUUUCUGGAAGUAGCCGACCCUGUCUGGAUUUCUUACAAGAAGUGACAAGACAGCCCAGGAACUUGCAAGAUCUAUGCCGAAUUAAAAUCCGUCAGUGUAUAGGCCUUCAAAACCUCAAACUACUUGACGAACUACCCAUUGCCAAGGUCAUGAAAGACUACUUAAAACACAAAUUUGAUGACAUCUGAUAUCCAUGAAGAGAAGAACUCUGGAGCAAGUCUAGUUCUAUUCCAGAUACUGAAGAGGCUCGUUGCCUUGCACAAAGUAUAUCCUAUGCAAAUUCUGAUUUUUCUGUGAAGUCAGAAGGCAGGUAUACACUUCCUUGGGUUUUUUUAUACCACCCGCUAGAAGGUCUUAAUUUUUGGUUUCUUGGUCCAGGUUUACAAGGUCCAAGCUUUCUAUACAAUGUUGCAUUUAAAAAAAAAAAAAAAAAUUUGCCGUUGGUUUUCUGUUUGUUCUCACCUUACCCGGGCAGGGGGGAUGGAAGGCGGCCCCUCGAGGGAAGCUUUUGAGUCGGAUGCUGAGCGGUGCUGCAGGAAAAUAAAGCUCGGAAAUCAAGGCACCAGUCCUGCAAAAAGGAGACAGAAAGAGCUCCAGAGCCCUGUCUGUUGGGCCCCUCGUGUCUGCCAGGUGGAUGUCUUUGCAGGACAGAGGGAAGAGCUGAUUAAUCGACGUGUCCUCGGGUACUGUAUGAAUGGAAUUCAGAAGUUGAAGGAAAAAUUGCAGUUACCCUGUUCAGUUUGAGGGUCUAUACAUUGGCGCUUUUUUUACCAUUUUUUUCCUAAUUGCUCUAGUUGGGAUGCCCGUAAAAUUCAGGCCCUCUUCUCUGACAUUCCCUGUUAAAUGGGUGGCUGUUUGUAAGUCUAUUUUUACCAGUGACAGUACACUACAGAGAGGCGUGGCCUCUGUAUUUUUUACAUUCACUCAAGAGGAAACAAAUUUAGAUUUUUUUGAAGCCAGUGUAUUCUGUUGCUCAUACAGUGCCUCCUGUGCAAUAAUCUCUCUGUAUUUUCCCUUUAUGUGUGACUCCCCCACUAUUCCCCGUUUAGUCUCAGUGCAUUAUUUGUGAGAACAGGAGCUGCUGCCUCUCUGUAGUGUCGAUGUGACGCUACAGAAGUGAUGCAGGAGUUGCUGUUCAUUAUUACCCCCUGGAUUUCAUGAAUGUAUAACCUGCUUUAUUUCACUUUCAGUUGGAAUUUUUAUCUACGGGUUCUCAGCCAAAUUGUGUCCACUUUAAAAAAAAAAAAAAAGAAAUUGGCCAAACCCUUUUGUUUUAAAAGCAG